AUGCCGCCGCCAUCGCCGCCGCCCGCCGCGCCCACAACUCGCGACGCGGCGAGCCGCCCAACCACGCCGCUGCCGCCCCACUUUGACCCCAAGGCGCUGAUGGCCUCGAUCGAGUCGGGAGCAAUCGCCGCGCUGAGCGGCCGCUUCGCCGCCAAUUGGCGCGCCACCGGCAAGCCGCUGCCGCGGCGCCAGGACAUGCCGCCCGAGGCCUUCUUCCCCGUCGCGAAGCUGCGCUGGCUGGUGGAAGCGCUGGGCGACGACUGGGGGCUCCUCUUUGUGGCUCUGUCGUACCGCUGGCUGACCAAGGAGCACCCAGACCCGGAGCGGUUCCACCUGGACAUCGUGUCCGCGUCGGAGCUGCCGCCCGGCUUCGCAGAGGAGAUGGAGGCGCUCGGGCUCGCACGCUCCUACGAGGAGAGCGGCUGGUGCUUCGUGGAGGCGGCCACCUCGGCGGGGGUCAAGGUGGGGACGCGGCGGCUCGACCUCGGCAAGCGGACCGACCUGGCCAUGAUAAAUUUCUACGGCUAUCCGGAUACACCUCCCCAGUACCAUCUGGAAGGUGUGUGCGCGGCGCGGCGGCAGCCGCCGCUGCUGCCCGACGAGGUGCGGCGGCUGCUCGAGAAGGAGAAGAAGUUCACCACCGGCAAGGAAGACGUGGAGGUCGUGGACAAGCUGUACCGCGGCUUCUUCGACGGCGUUGCAGGCGCGGCGACCUCGCUCAACUUCAGCAACCUCGGUUGGGGCCCCGCAGAGGCGCAGGCGCUGGUUGGCGUGCUGCCUUGCUUUGCUGCGUUGCAGAGCCUCGAUCUGACGGGCAACGAGCUGGGUGCAGAAGGAGGAGCGCACCUGGCGGGCUACCUGCGUGUCAGCGCCUCCCUGACGUCCAUGGACAUCUCGAACAACAGGCUGUGCGGCGUCUGGGACGAGUACGAGCGUGGCUCCUAUGUUCCCAAAGGCACUUACGACGCGACAGGGAUCAAUGCCAUCGCUGAUGCGCUGCGCGUCAAUGCCUCAUUGACGAGCGUAUCUCUGUCGAACAACGGCAUCGGCGCAGAGGGUGGCGUGGCAAUCGCAGAGGCCCUCAAGGCCAACGCCUCGAUGACGGCGAUCGAUGUGUCGCACAACAAGAUCGAUCAGCCGUCGGCGCGCCUCAUCCUGGAGGCGAUGAAGGGUAAGAGCAUGCAGUCCAUCACCAUGGCCGGCUGCAGCCUCGGUGUGGAGGAGGCCAAGAUCCUCGCCGAGUACACUCGCGUCAUGGCCUCGCUGACCGCGACAAAUGUGCUGCACAACAAGUUCGACGCGGAUGCUGUCUCCAUGCUCCUCAAGGUCAUGCAGGAGCAUACCAACCUGUCCACUCUGUGCGGCUUCAAGGGAGACGAGACUAGCAUCGACUUCUGUAACGAGGGCCUCCUCCCAGUGGAUGCGAUGCUGAUUGCGCCUGAGAUCCGCGUCAUGGCCUCGCUGACCUCCGCAGAUUUCAGCCAAAACCAGCUGGGACCCGAGGGCGUUAAAGCACUCGCGCCAGCGCUGGCUGCCAGCGCCUCGCUGACGAGCGUGUCGCUCGCUGACAACCGGCUGUGCGGCGUGGACGGGGAUGGAAACGGCACCUACGAUGCGACCGGCAUCAAAGCCAUCGCUGAUGCCCUGCGCGUCAACGCCUCGCUGACGAGCUUGAGCCUUCGCGAAAACAACAUCAAGGGCACGGGCGAGGCGCUUUGGGAGGCCCUCAAGAACAACUCGUGUAUCAAGACGCUCGAUCUGUGCCUUUGCAGUCUCGGGCCAGAGGACGGGACGGGCCUGGCUGGCGGCAUUGCCGUCAGCGCCUCCCUGACGGAGGUUUACAUCUGCGGCAACAACAUCAGGAACGGUGGGGCAGAAGCAAUUGCUAAUGCUCUCAAAGCCAACGACUCGUGCGUGCUCAAGAAACUGGCGGUAGACCUUGGUCUUGAGGACCAUGAGGGCCUCAAAUCAGCCUGCCAGCUCCGAGGAGUGGAGCUCGAAGGAGUGGAGUAAAGCAUACAAGUCGGGCGAGAACUGAUGGGUAUGUUUUCACGUUUUUACAAACUGCUCUGCGU
Molecule: messenger RNA, 2075 nt
Organism: Emiliania huxleyi CCMP1516
Lineage: Eukaryota; Haptophyta; Isochrysidales; Noelaerhabdaceae
Exons: 5
Coding region: 1-2013 (670 amino acids)
Biological process (GO): activation of GTPase activity; nucleocytoplasmic transport
Cellular component (GO): perinuclear region of cytoplasm; cytosol; nucleus
Molecular function (GO): small GTPase binding; GTPase activator activity
Source: RefSeq, a predicted model, not a curated record